AAAAAUGCCUCAUGGUAAAAUUUUACCUCGUGGUAAAAGAGUUAAAGGUGUCUCCUUUGUAGCGCGUUUUAAAGUAAAAGUAAAUUGUAAAUGUACGCCACUGGUUUUGGUCACAGUAAAAAAUGUGCUUUAUUUCUGAACUUGCUAUGCUUGCGUGCUGUAAGGUCCCGUGGCGUUCGGGGACUUGUUCCAGAUGGAGCCGUUCCGCUGAUAACGCUGGUGUCCGUGUUCCCCAGGGCCCGGCGUUCCGCCCCCCCGCGCACUCGCGCAGCGACUGGAUCGGGCCCCCGGACCAGCACUCCAACCUGCGCCCCAUCAUCUUCUACGCGCCCCCGGACGAGUCGGCGCUGGAGCGGCGCCUGCGGGAGGCGCGCCAGGAGGCGCAGGCCAGCAACCAGCGCUUCUGGGCACGGCACAACCGCGCCUUCCGCCAGGAAAAAGAAGAAUUUAUUUAUUCAAGACUGAAAGCCAAGGGUCUGGAAAUGAGAGAUGAAUCAGGUCAAAAAGCAACACUGAAUGCAGAAGAAAUGGCUGACUUUUACAAGGACUUUCUAAGUAAAAAUUUUAAAAAGCAUUUGCAGUAUAACAGGGGCAAGAACUUGAACUGAAUUCUCGGAGGUUAAAAAGGGCUGAUGCAGACUAUACUGUGAACAAUUUGAAUUGCUUCCAGAAGCCAUGCAUGAUUCAUAAAAAUUAAAUUAUUUAAGGAUAUAAAGACUAACUUUGACAAUAUUAAAGGCAUUAUCUUUAAAAGAUACUGCAGUAGAAAGGUAAUAUUUCCCAUAUUGGUUUAUACAAUUAGCCUUUGAAGUGUGAAUUGAUUUUAUUUUUUCCUGCCCUUGUAUGAGACCAACUUCACCCUUUUCAACACAGGCAUCUUCAUCCACACACAAACAAAUCUUCUCUGAAGCACAGCAUUGGCAGGAAGCUAUCACCAAGAUAGCUUGGUGAUCAGCUUUACUUCUGAAACAUGAGACAUGGUUUUAACUAUUUUCUCUCACCUGAUUUCAAAUACAGUUGCAAGCCUGUAAUCCACGUGUAAUCUGUUCAUGAAUGUGGAUAUGCACAUAGACUUUUUCGUAGGUUAUUUAACUCUUAUUAGGCAGGAAAAGUGUUAUCACAAAGAAGAGAAAAUGCAGGUGAUCACUGAAAUGUCAUUUGUCAAUGCCAAAGGAUAUUUCAAUAUAAUUGUGUAUGUUUUUCCUGUUCUUAUUCUGUGUGCUGAUGAUUUUCUUGGCUUUGGAAUCCUAGAGAUUGGUAUAAACAUAACUUUAGGAUCACAUUCCUCAUGGCACAAGUGGCACUGGUGAGAGCUCUGAGGUGGCUUCGUCGGAGAAAGAAAA
Molecule: messenger RNA, 1343 nt
Organism: Ficedula albicollis (Collared flycatcher)
Lineage: Eukaryota; Metazoa; Chordata; Aves; Passeriformes; Muscicapidae
Gene: APOPT1
Product: apoptogenic 1, mitochondrial
Exons: 4
Coding region: 123-608 (161 amino acids)
Biological process (GO): intrinsic apoptotic signaling pathway
Cellular component (GO): mitochondrion
Source: RefSeq, a predicted model, not a curated record